Molecule: messenger RNA, 996 nt
Organism: Encephalitozoon romaleae SJ-2008
Lineage: Eukaryota; Fungi; Microsporidia; Unikaryonidae
Exons: 1
Coding region: 1-996 (331 amino acids)
Source: RefSeq, a predicted model, not a curated record
AUGGACUUUGAAAUAUACUCUUCUGAUGUUUAUACGGGAGGUGUGUUCAAGUCAUGUAUAAAAUGGAAGAGAUGUGGGUAUACAUCUCAAAAACCUGGGCUCCUAGCAGCACGGAUUACUGGGAUUGUGAGGAUUGAUGGGAAGGAAGUUAAGUUCUUGGAGUCUACACCUGUAGAGAUCCAGAUGGGGGAAGGCAUCGAGACUAUAUAUAGAUGCACUAUACCAAGAAACGCCCUUCCUUCAAUGAGGCUGAAAAGCCUGGAGGUUGUAUAUAUGAUAAUUGUGGAGGGAUACUAUGGGACAAAAAAGGAUAUAAGGUCUGAGAUAUUUGAUGUCUACCCCAUCGGGCUUGAGCCUCCUAGGAAAAUGGAAAGCAUGAUAGUCCAUGGAGAUAUGAUCAGAAUUGGUGAUGGGGAUAGUACUGCAUUUGGAGAGAUUGUUAACUCCUUAAGAAAUAAAUCUGAGUGGAGCAGUGGGACCAUUGCAGAGAUGGUGGAGCAAAGGAUGCGAAUCCUUGAGGAGUUCCCUAGAUUCAUGAAUAAGGUUGUUGAAAGAUACAGAGAAGAAAUCAAGGGGGAUAUAUACUUCUAUGUGUCGAUGGAAGAUCCCAAAAUCGAGGAAGAUAGACACAGGGUUACUGCUUGGAAUGGUGAUGAAGAAAUUGCCAAGAUUGAGUAUAGGAAGUAUCUUAUUGAGAACGACACGGUGGAAAUAUGGUACAAAAGAAACAUUAAGUCAACAAGAAUAACAUUGAGGAUAACCGAAUACAUUGAUGGGGAGAUUUCGAAUGAUGAGGAGAAGGUGAUGAAAGAGUUCAAUUCCAAUAUGUGCCUCUAUAAGAUGGUCCCACUCAUCAUAAAACACGAUUGGUUUACCUUUGACUGCACCUUGUUUACCAUAAAGUUUUCUUAUAGAAUAGAAUUUGAUGGGGUUGGGUUUGUCUUACCGAUAUGUAAGGUCUCUCCAAAGGCAAGAAAAAGUAUAGGCGAGUUGUAG